AUGAAGAUUCAACAGUACUCAGGGAAGGCUCUUGAGAUCCAGGCUAGUCGAGGCUUUUCUGGUCUGGAGAGUACUUUGCAGCACUUCAUCAACGCUCGCUCGCAAGGCCACACGCAGUUAACAGAGCUGUUCAACAACGAGUUCGGUAACCUCAACACCAAAAUAGCUAGCGAGUCCACACACACACGCCAACAUGUUUCCCAGCUUUCUACGCGACUGCAAGAAGAAUCAGCUCUUCUCGCCAAACGUGACGACCUGCAACGGCUUUUAGCAAGCUUGAAGUACCCAAGCAUGAACGAACGACGGAACAAUGUCACCGAUAGCUACAUCACAACGUUUGAGUGGGUGUUUAGAACAUCAGCCAAUGCAGAAACAUCCGACGACAGUUCUUCUGAAGGCUCUGGGCUUGACGAUGUUGGAUCUGACGGAACUAGCCAGUAUGGAAGCGACAUUGAGAGCGUACAUGAGGAUUCGAGUGACGAAGAAGAAGUGUCGCGAACGUGUGAAGUCUACAUUGAUAUCGUCCGGCAGCUUGGCUCCAGCAAAGCAAAGUCAAAGGAGGUUUACACUGAUUGGUCAACAAAGGAGUUGCGGGAAACACUUCUUCAUGUUCUCGCAAGCUCGUGCGUACCGGCCCUCAUAUUCCUCGAUGGCCUCGACCAAGUCGAUCCUUCCGACGGAUCUUUUGCACUCUUGCAACUUGUCAAUGAUAUAUGCACGCUUCCAAACAUGAAGGUUUGCGCAUCGAGUCGCCCGGAGGUAAUCUUCAAUCGGCAACUAAGUAUAAGACCGUCGUUUCGAGUCCAGGACCUCACAAGACGCGACAUUAAAAGCUUUGCCAAGGAGCAGCGGCGAUCUUGCACAGCUGCCAAGUUUGAGCGUUCAGAUUCAUUCCGUGAUUUGAUCGGCGAGAUUGCCUACAGGGCAGAUGGCGUUUUCUUAUGGGCGGCGCUGACCGUGAAAAGUCUUCAAAGGGGUUUAGUUCAUGAGGAUUCACCGGAUGAGCUUCAACGACGACUGGACGCUUUACCCGACGGCCUGAACGCACUGUACCAGGAUAAGUGGAACCGGCACAAUGAAGAUAACCAGGUGUAUCGCGAAGAGGCCGCGAGGUACCUCAACCUCCUUCUCAAUCACGAUGAGUACGGUGUUGCGUUUGGAGGGUGCUUUGGACCGGACGGGGUGCCACUGCCAUAUUCCUAG
This is a messenger RNA of Podospora bellae-mahoneyi, 1203 nucleotides long. RefSeq lists its product as uncharacterized. The coding region runs from base 1 to 1203 and encodes 400 amino acids. The transcript is spliced from 2 exons. The record is from RefSeq and is a predicted model, not a curated record. Lineage: Eukaryota; Fungi; Ascomycota; Sordariomycetes; Sordariales; Podosporaceae.